UCCGGGUUUUCGCGAUCAAUUACACAAUCAUCUCCCGUUAUUUUAUUUUCCCACUCUUUCAUGGCUGUUCCGAACGUUUGCCCCAACCUCCAAAUUUUCCCUCACUUUCUCGCAUCUCCUCCAUUUUCCCUCAGAUUUUCCCGCGCUUUCCCUGCCGCGACUCCAAUACGCAGAGCCUUCCGCGAGUGGCGCGAGUACGAGGAGGCGGUGAAGCGGAAAGACCUCGCCGGAGCCCUGAGAUUCCUCAAGUCCCUCGAAACGGAGCGCCAGCCGGAGCCGCUCGUCGACGGCGGCUCUCCGCUGGCCGAGUUGACUCGGCUCCGGUUGGGCGAGUUGGAGCGGUUCGGGCCGCAGAGGGAUUGGGAGGUUCUGGACACGUGCUUGAAUGCUGAUGACAUGAAGCUUGUCGCUAACGCUUACAGGUUCCUCAGAGAUAGGGGUUUCUUGCCCAAUUUUGGUAAAUGCAGAAACAUUGUUUUGGAGGGACCAAGGAAGGUGACACCAGAUGUCUUGAGCUCCUCAACUGGUUUGGAAGUGACUAAACUUGCUCCCAAGAAGUGGGGUUUCUCAGAUGGUUCAAGCCUUGUUUUGGUUGCUUUUCUUGGUGGGGUGUCCUAUCUUAUAUCGCAAGGAAUUGACCUCAGGCCUAACCUCACAGUAAUAUUAGGUCUAGCCACCGUUGAUGCUAUAUUUCUGGGUGGUACCUGUUUAGCUCAAAUCUCAAGUUACUGGCCACCAUUUAGGCGUCGAAUUCUUGUUCAUGAAGCAGGACAUCUGCUAACAGCUUAUCUGAUGGGUUGCCCAAUCCGGGGGGUGAUUUUAGACCCAAUAGUUGCAAUGCAAAUGGGCAUUCAAGGACAGGCAGGGACUCAGUUUUGGGAUGAGAAACUUGCCAAUGACCUUGCAGAAGGCCGACUUGAUGGUACAUCUUUUGACAGGUACUGCAUGGUACUUUUUGCUGGUAUUGCAGCUGAAGCUCUUGUUUAUGGUGAGGCAGAGGGUGGAGAAAAUGAUGAAAAUCUAUUCAGAGGCAUAUGUCUUCUUCUUGACCCUCCAUUGUCUGUAGCUGAGAUGUCCAAUCAAGCAAGAUGGUCAGUUCUGCAAUCCUAUAAUUUGCUCAAGUGGCAUAGAGCUGCACACCGAGCUGCUGUUAAAGCAUUGGAAAGUGGUGGCAGUCUGAGUGUUGUAAUUAGGAGUGUCGAGGAGACUCUGUAUUCUAAAAAUUGAGCCUCAGAAGCUUCUAUUAAAGCAUUUUUUUUUCAAGUUGCUUGCAGGGUUCUUGUUAUGGAUCUGAAAAGAAGCUGCUUUUACUCGCAUGUGUUCUAUAUAGCAUAUUUUGCAGAUGGACCAGAUCUGUUAUGUUAUGCCUUGUCUACCAUGAUAGACAGCAACAAAGGAAUAAUUUCUUCUGCAACAAGUGACCUUUUUGUCCUGAGGCUGGUUCCAACUUGCACACAAUAUUGUUAAAUAAGUGAUACCAAUAGAGACAACGUCAUCGUAAGAGUGGUACCUUAUCUUCAGAGUAAUUCUGAGCAGUACACAAGGCUGUGAUUUUCACCUGCAUUUUUACCUGUGGUAAAUCAAUCACGAGUCCUAGAAAAGGGUUUGUAAAUAAAUGUAUAAAAUAUUACUAAAACUGAGCCAUUUUUGGAAACUCAGUUUUUAUUGACCUCUUUCCUGUCACGUUCCUUAAUGGGAGUCCCUGGUCCCAACCUUUCAUUAUUAUCCUGUUGUUAAAAAUAUAGCGAGUGGCUCUAUCCCAUGAAUCAGUCACUUGAAAAGUAUCGUAAUUAAAUUGCCAAUUAAUUUGGUAUUUGAACAGUA
Molecule: messenger RNA, 1824 nt
Organism: Cajanus cajan (pigeon pea)
Lineage: Eukaryota; Viridiplantae; Streptophyta; Magnoliopsida; Fabales; Fabaceae
Product: ATP-dependent zinc metalloprotease
Biological process (GO): proteolysis
Molecular function (GO): ATP-dependent peptidase activity; ATP binding; metalloendopeptidase activity
Source: RefSeq, a predicted model, not a curated record